Messenger RNA from Syngnathoides biaculeatus (alligator pipefish), 3491 nucleotides. It is a transcript of the gene trmt9b, whose product is annotated as tRNA methyltransferase 9B. Gene Ontology annotation, cellular component: nucleus; cytoplasm. Bases 480 to 1661 code for a protein of 393 amino acids. The record is from RefSeq and is a predicted model, not a curated record. Gene Ontology annotation, biological process: tRNA wobble uridine modification. Gene Ontology annotation, molecular function: tRNA binding; S-adenosylmethionine-dependent methyltransferase activity. The transcript has 5 exons. Lineage: Eukaryota; Metazoa; Chordata; Actinopteri; Syngnathiformes; Syngnathidae.
AAACAAAUAUUGGUUAUUUUAUAAUCAUACAGAUGUUACUCGGUUGUUCACACUUACUCAGACAUGAGAUCCAACAAGCAGUAUGUCAAGAAAAUCAGCUUUUCUGUCACUCAGGAGUGAAACAAGUGGUCGCCGCCUCCCGGUGAGGCGAAGUCGGCGGCUGUGGCGGUGAUGGCGGUGGUCCCCGACCCUCCCGGCGGCUCGUGGACGGCGGCCGCUCGCGCACGGUGGUCACGGCCGACGACGACGACGACGACUCGUUUUUCAACGCGUGUGACGUAACGCAACGUGGUGUACGUAAUUAAAGCAGACAAUGCGGGCAGCGGCAGCAGGCGCAGGUGCGUGGCCGCCCGGUGCCAAUUAGCGAGGAGGAGCGGGAAGUUGGCCCAGCGGCGACCCGGGCGAGGGGAGCUGCGAGGCGGCCACCGCGGCGACGCUUCUCGGCCCGUUCACGGCAUGACGCCGGCAGACGUCCGUUCAUGAUGGACGAGGCCGCCAGCCGGCUGGAGCGGGAGCACGUUCACGGCGUCUACGACAAGAUCGCGCCCUACUUCAACGACAGCCGCUACAAGGCCUGGCCCAAGGUGCGCCAGUUCCUACUUGACCAGCCGCCCGGCAGCAUCGUCGCUGACGUCGGCUGCGGCAACGGCAAGUACCUCGACAUCAACGAGGAAGCGUUCAAGCUGGGCUGCGAUGUCUGUCGCCCCCUGGUGGACUUCGCCGGCAGCCGCGGGCACGAGGUGCAGGUGUGCGACGGGCUCCACUUGCCUUACCGGGACGGCUGCUUCGACGCUGUGCUCUCCAUUGCAGUCAUCCACCAUUUGUCCACCAAAGACCGUCGUAUCCGAGCAAUAAAGGAAAUGGCGCGAACGCUGCGAGGGGGGGGCCGCGUCAUGAUCUACGUGUGGGCCAUGGAGCAGAAGCGGCGCAAAUUUGAGAAGCAGGACAUCUUCGUUCCGUGGAACCCCAACCCGCAGUCGCCCGACGCCGAGCCCUUGCCGCCGCGGCGGCGGGCGGCGGCCCAGACCGCCGGCGGCGCCGCGGACGACGCCGACAAGCACAGGAAGGUCCGAAGCACAUCGUCAGUGACCGACGCCAUGCCGCCCGUGCCGAGCAAUCACAGACUGUGGUUCUUCUCCCGCUCCUUGGACUCUGUCUUCGACUUCGGGAGCUUAUCCAUCUCCCGCUCGUCAUCCCGGGAGCUCAGCACUUUAUCGCCAACCGGCGGGGAGAGCGAGGGCUGCGUCGCGGCGGGGCUUCGGAGCAGAGGGCGGGGCCUCAUAAAGCAGUUCUCCAGCUUCUUCUCCCCGCCGUCGACGGUCGGAUCCGAGGAGGACGUCUUCGGCUCUGGCACAGAUCUGCACAAGGAGCCCGAAGAUGGCAAAGAGGAGGGGGGCGCCGGCGUGGCCCUGGCGCAGGAGUGCGGCGCCCUCGCGCUGCCCGACCUCGUCCCCUUCCAGAGGGAGCGCCCGAGGCGGGAGAGCGCGGAGCCCGGCCCCCCGGCCGACGGCUCCUGCCUGAGGUACUACCACGUCUUCAGGGAGGGCGAGCUGGCCGAGCUCAUCGGGAAUCACGUAGAGGAGCUCCGCGUCCGCCACGCCUACUUCGACCACGCCAACUGGUGCGUGGUGGCCGAGAAGGUGGAGCCGGCGAAAAUCUGACUUUUAACUUUAUUCCUUUUUAAUUGUCUGCCUAUGAGUUUUAGCACUGAAUCUCAGUUUUUACCUGACAGUUCCAGGAUUUCUGAGUUUUAACUUGACGAUUCUCGACGUUUAGUCUUACAAAACACAAAGUUACUCCGUGGCUCCAACGCAUGACUGUUCCUUGAUUUUUAAUUUAUUUGUUUUCAACUACUUUUGUGGAUCUUGAUAGAUCCACAUUUUACAUAAGUGCCAAGUGAUGAUUUUAGUACCCAAGCGACCUUUUAGAUAACGGUUAAUCCAUCCUGUAGACAAAUUGAAAAGUUGCAACCAAUCAGUUCAAACGUAGAUUUUAAAGUGGUAUUAGUUGAAAAUGGAUGAGAAAUCCUGGGGGGGGAGAUUUGCUCAGGAGUGGCAAAAGUCCAAACAUGAGGCACACUAGGAGAGCCAAAGCAAUAAUGCUCAUCAAGACCAAAAAAAAAAGGAGAAAACCCGUGCAAUGGUUGACAAAAACACUUUUGGACAAUUUUAUCGUCUGCAUCGGAGCUUUAGCACAGAAUUUCUCCGUUUACGUUCUCGAAUCCAGUUUGUCUUAGCAACUCAAGUUGUUCCGUAACUGCAACACUGUCUCUAUUGAUUGAUUGUUUAAAACCUCUCUCCAGUGUUUGUCGGACCCAAUUUUCUCUUCAAGAGUGAUUAUUCAACAAAGGGACUUGACUUUCUGAAGCGGGAAAAAAAAAGUCGACAUUUUGUGAGGUUUUGCUGCAUGCUUUGAAUGGGAGGAAGUGGUGCCAUCUGGUGGACAAAUAUAAAAGUGGAAAUGCAGCGGUCCGGGUCUAUUUUUCUUUUUUUUUUUUUUCUUCUUUUUGUUUUGAUAAUUGUAUUGGUUCAAGAUAAUCCAAAAAUUGUCAGGGAUUUGCUCAUGGAAGUGGCACAAAUGAAAACAUGAGGCACACUUGAAGGGUCAAAGCAUUCAAGCUUAUAGUUUACAACUAUUAAUCAAAGAGUAAAAUUCCACAACACGCAAACAUUUAAAAUGUUUGAAAAUACAAUAACUGGAAAAACUACUAGAAAAGUAAAAUAAAAUAACUGGGAUUUCAAACAUGAGACACAUUUGCAGAACCAACGCAAUAAUGCUGUAAAUAUUGCAAAAAAAAAAAAAAAAACAAUUCAUCUGAAAACUGCACAAAUGUUGAGGACAAAAUCCAAACAUUUGGGAAAAAUGCACAACUUUUUAUUUUUAUUUUUUUUUUAAAUGGUCUGCCUUUGAGUUUUAACAGCUCUGCGUUUACUUUAGUCCAAUUGUUUCCAGUCUUACCAAGACAAGUUACUCCGUGGCUGCAAUGCACGACUGUUCCUUUCGAAAUAAAGAAAUGGUAAUCUUCAAAUGGUCUUGUUUACAAAGUGUUCAUUCCACGCGGGCACGACAGCGUGACUGGUCGUUGUGCAAACGCGCUAGUGCGUGAUUUUUCUUUAGUCUGCAAUAGCAGUGAUUUCCUCCCGAGUGUCUUUUGAAGUCUUAAUGUUUUGUUUGUAAGCUUUUUAUCCUCGCGACGUCUCGGUGUGUUUACGGUGUGCUUUGCACAAGUCGCAUGUUACUAGGAGAUUAACUUCAACGUCUUGAUGUUGCCGUCUCUGUACCUUUUUUUUUGGAUUUGGAGGCAGAAUACGGCGUUGGGCCGCCUCAUACUGUGAAUUCAACGUUGCACUGUAUGCCGCCGCUUACGAUGCCCAUUAUGCUAUAGAUGGAAACUUGAAAUAUUGUGCCAAGGAGGUGUUUUGUGUUUGUGUGCCUGUACCAAGCAACUGGUGGAAAUGUGGUUCUCAAUUAAAAGUUGUUUUUUUCCCCCA